AUGUUUCUGCUGCUGCUUCAACUGCUUGUGAUCUCAGGUCUUGGAGCAACAGGACAAGGUGGAGAGCUGCAAAGGAGCAAGAGGAGGAGACUUCAGCACCUUUCCUACCAAGAUAAAGAUUUACUUGAAAGAGAGGACCCUAGCAAGUUGCUGGUGCAAGAUCUCAUGGAUUAUGAAGAAAUCCUAGAAGAACCAAGUUUAUUUGUAGCAGCCCCAGAGCUGGCAGCAGAGAGCAGGAAGCAAGGAGAAAAAAAAUCAUCCAGAUUUAUCCUUCCCUACGUAGAGCUUGAUGUGUACCGAGAUCAGGGAAGCUGGACUGCAACAAAAGAGACCUCCCAUUCUGAAAACAUGAGACGUUUCCUACCUUCCCACUCAGUCAACAAGAAGGAAGCUGAGCCCCCCUACAGGAAAGAUGCUAAAAAAUUCUGGGACCAUUUCAUGUUAAAAAAAAAUUCAGCUUCUGAGGAGGUUGUCCUGCCAAUCAAGACCAACGAGAUGUACCAGGAGACCUGCAGGACGCUGCCUUUUUCCCAGAGUAUUGUGCAUGAGAACUGUGAAAAGGUGGUGGUGCAGAACAACCUGUGCUUUGGAAAGUGUAGUUCCUUUCAUGUCCCUGGCCCAGAAGAUCGUCUUUACACCUUUUGUUCCCACUGCUUGCCUACCAAGUUCACCAUGAAACACUUGGAGCUGAACUGCACCAGGUCUGUUGCUGUUGUUAAAGUGGUCAUGAUUGUGGAGGAUUGCAAGUGUGAGAUUCAGAAGAUUAAAGAUUCUGAAAUUGGACCCCUACAUUCAGACUUGAAUUCAAAUGUAUAUGAGCACAAUUAACCUGCUCAAA
Chelonia mydas (Green sea turtle) is the source of this 838-nucleotide messenger RNA. It is a transcript of the gene CER1, whose product is annotated as cerberus 1, DAN family BMP antagonist. Gene Ontology annotation, biological process: determination of heart left/right asymmetry; signal transduction involved in regulation of gene expression. Gene Ontology annotation, molecular function: morphogen activity. Lineage: Eukaryota; Metazoa; Chordata; Testudines; Cheloniidae. The transcript has 2 exons. The record is from RefSeq and is a predicted model, not a curated record. Bases 1 to 828 code for a protein of 275 amino acids.